Carya illinoinensis is the source of this 3658-nucleotide messenger RNA. RefSeq lists its product as uncharacterized. The record is from RefSeq and is a predicted model, not a curated record. The transcript has 7 exons. NCBI's taxonomy places the organism in Eukaryota, Viridiplantae, Streptophyta, Magnoliopsida, Fagales, Juglandaceae. The coding region runs from base 1 to 918 and encodes 305 amino acids.
AUGGUGUCGUAUUUCUCAGAGCUUGAAUCAAAUGGAUUGCUAAAGAAGACAAAGCCUCCAAGCUUGGUUAGCUUGUGCCUUGGACUCGUUGGGAAGCAUUUGGAGGAUAUCAUCGAAGACUUGGCAGCAAUUGCAAGGAGAAGAAGGCUCCUCAAUGAUGAUGUCAUCAUCUCUUUGGCUGAUAGUUCCUGGGAAACUCUUGACAUUUCUGUUUCAGAUGUCUCUGAUCUUGGCUUAGGGAAAGUGAUGGAAGCAUGCAAAUCUCUACGAGCUGUGGAUAUUAGUAGGUGUGAUAAAAUCACAACCGCUGGUUAUUCUGAGCUUGUGCAGAACUGCCAUUCAUUAGAGACAUUAAGAUGCGGAGGUUCCCCAAGGAGUGACUACACUGCACGUAGAUGCUCGGGUAUAUUUAAACCAAAGCUGAAUGAUGUGGAUGGCGAGUCAUGGGAGGAGCUCGAUACCACUGAAAUUGCAAAUGGUGCGGAGUCCCUAGUCUGGAUUGUGUGGCAAAAUAUUGAUAAAGAUUCUUUGGAGAUUUUGUGUACUGAAUGUCCAUGCAUUACAGUAAAUCCCAAGCCAUCACCCUUUGGUUUAAGGGAAGCCGCAGUUCCGAGGGAAGCAUUACCUAAUAUUACAUUGGAUGAUCCAGUUGUCAAGGAUAUUGAUCCCUCAACAUGGGCAGUGUGUGGGUUUACUCGAAAGGCUGUUUCUCCAUCUCUUUCCCUCGCUGAAAUGUCUGUUGCCGAAAAAUUUAGACUUGCGUUUGUCGAAAGAGAUACUCGGUUAGCUCCAAAACGAGCAAAGAAUGCAAGGCAGCAUCAGCGGCGUGCUGAGAAGGAGUGGAUGAUGAUGAAUACGAGAGCCAAGGCACUAGCUCUGGCCUCACAAGUGAGCAAAACUCUACACAGUCGGAAUUAAUGUCCCACUAUUCAUAACAUAUUUGUGUGCCAUCCAACUCUGUAAUGUGUUGUGCCAGUUUUUAGUCUUCUGGAUAUGAAAAGGGAGAAGAUGAGCCUUUUCGAUUAUCAAUCUGGAUUUUAGGAGGAGAUUCGCUACAGAAACGAGAUAAGCUAUAUUGGAAGACGAGGCCACUGGACAGGCUGAACAUGGUGUUGUGGACGAUCUUAGGGAUUCUGGUCUCCAUGAAUCAUGAUGAUAUGCGACUUCUUGGUGAUACAGCAGUUCUUUUUAAAUGAGAAUAUAGUAAUUUAGUUUGAUUUGCUUAUGAAUAAAUCUGGGCAUCAGCCACUGUUUGGCUGAAGCCGGUAUACACCUGACGUGGCAUUAGUGUGAUUUUACGUCCUUGUCCCUUCGCGUGUUCCCCCGCUCUGAACAUUGAGUUAAUUUUCAAAAUCAUCUUCUCUCUCUUCCCCUUCCCCAACCCGUCCCUUCUCCUUCCCCCUCCCCAACCCGUCCCAUUCAUCUUUCUCUUUCCCCACCACCGCUUGGCACCCCCCGUAGGACACCAUACCCAGCCACUGACCUAUCGUCUCACCCCAGCACACCAAACCCCCCCUAGCGUCGAAGCCCCAACCCCAGCAAACCACCCCCCCCCCCCCCGCGUCGAAGCCCCAACCCCAGCAAACCCCCCCCGGCGUCGAAGCCCCAACCCCAGCACACCAAACCCCCCCAACAACUCGAGUCACAUCCCCCCCACACCAAACAGCCCCCGCGUCAAAGCCCCAUCCCCAGCCCCUGUUCCCUUCGUCUCACCCCACCACCCCAUCCCCUCGCGUCGAAACCCCAGCCCCUGUUCCCACCGUCUCACCCCCCCCCCCCCACAACCCGAGUCGCAUCCCCCCACCACCCCAUCCCCCGCGUCCCAUCCUCACCCAAAAACCCUGCCUCGCCCGGUGAAGCCCCCAUCCCCACCAGCCCAUCCUCCCGCGUCCCAUCGUCCCCCUCAAAAAGUCAAAAAAUAUUGGGUUUUGUUCCGAGUGUACGCAAAUUUGAUCUUCUGGUAUGUAUAAAUCUUAAUCUAAUUUUUUGGGUGUUGGUGCCGUAUGUAUGUAUAAACCUAUUGAUAUGUGGGUUAUUUUGCAGAUAUUGAUCUCUAAGAAAUUCACCAGGUAAGUCACGGGUAGUCUGUAGUUUGCUCAUAACUUGUUAUCCUAUAAACAUGUAGAUUUACGGGAUGAUGCUUGUAUAAUAUAUUUUUAAAUCUAAUGAAUGAAAUUGGAAACAUGAUCUUGUUGGAUCUCUAGAAGUUUUGUUUGGUUGUAGUAGUUGUUGAUGAUUUAUUAAAAUUUGGACGUGUUAUUUAUCUUUUCAGGAAUUGUCUUAUGUCAAUUUUCUCUUGAAAAAAUUAUGUGAAAAAAUUAACUGAAUAAGCUUUUGCUUAGGUAAUCCCCCCAGUCUUUGAUUGUUUAUGCUUUUGUUUGGGUGUUUUGGUGAAGGUCAGUGUUUUCUGAUUUAGGGAAGGCGUUUUAUGAUUAUAUAUUUGUGCAUGAAUUUUCAUAUUGGUGAAGGUGAAGGUCAUAAACCCAUAUUUCUACAUCCUUGUAAAACUGUAAAAACUGUAAAACUGUAGGGAUGUAAAACUUUGACCAGAUUUUCGUUUGGCCUUCAAAUGUAAAAUCAGCCGGGAUGAUUCUCACAUACUCUGAGCCAAUUGUUAAGAAAUUCCUGUAGUUUAAAACUAUGACCAGAAAUCAGUUUUAGAAACUCUUCAUUAUCUUAACUGUAUUUUCAUUGUUUAUAAUUUGUUUUUUGACUUGUAUUUUCAUUGUUUAUAAUUUGUUUAUAAUUUGUUUUUUGACUUGUAUUUUCAUUGUUUAUAAUUUGUUUUUGGGCUAUAUAAUAUGGUCUUCUAAGGCCAUUGUGAGGCUUUGUGCAGAAGUUGUAUCUUCCUUAUAAGACUAUUUGGUUUAUAAUGUGUCAGGAAGAAUGGUGGAUUAAAAUGUUGAAUAUGUUGUUUAUUGAUUUUACACUUUAGUCGUGAACCAUAUUUUGAUUAAAAUAUUCUGUCCUUUAAAUUCCCUUCAAUCUUUGUUGCUAAGACAUCCACUAGACUCUAUUACGAUAUAUUAAAUUCUGUAAAUGAGAUAGACGCUUGCAUUUGGAACUUGCCUUUAGUUUUUCAGAAUCACGCAUGGAAUCAUCCCAAUCUUCAUCGUUCUCUAAUGAUUGUCCACUGGAAUCACCAAGUUGUUGGUGUGGCUUGAAAACACGACUAAAGACAUCUCACACUAAGUCUAAUCAUGGAAGGAGUUUUUUUGCCUGCCCAAAGUAUGAUAUGGGAGAUACGAGAUGUGGAUUUUUCAUUUGGACGGAUAUAUUUAAUUUGCUAGAUCAGAACUUACGUACGAGGGAGAAUAAAGUUUGGAAUAUGUGGGAUGAUGUACUUCUUCGCGAAUAUGAAGUUCAGAAAAGGGAAGAUCAAGUAAGAGAAAGAGAGAGGAUGCUUAAAAAGAACCAUCGAAUAUUAUUGUGGUUGUAUUGGGUUGUUGUAAUUGUAAUAGUUUUAGCUUGGUUCGGGUAACUCAUGCCGGAAAUGUUGACGUUGUUUUUGGUGAUAAUUGUAAUAUGUAAUCCUACUUUCUCUAUGUGGAAAAUUAUGUUACACAAAAGGGUGAUCUUGUAAUUAUGGUGUACAAAGGGGAUAUCUUUGUACAGGUUCCGAAACUAGUUUUGGAUGGAAUGAAAUUCUACUUUUUAA